Symbiodinium pilosum is the source of this 2870-nucleotide messenger RNA. The record is from the annotation of a GenBank genome assembly. NCBI's taxonomy places the organism in Eukaryota, Dinophyceae, Suessiales, Symbiodiniaceae.
AUGGCGCUGGGCCCCAUGCAGGUGCCCCACUACCCUCAAAAGGACUUUGCUGAGCAUCUGCGUUUCUUGUCUAUCCUGGCGAACACCUACGAUUCCUCGAUCCGCAACAUGCGUCUGACUAAGAACAUGUACGAGGGCAGCUCCUUCAUUGCGGCCUAUCCGGUGCAGCGUGUGCCCGGCAUGCCAUUGAGCGGCAUCUCGACGCGCUCCGGCGACCUGGCGCGCUUCAGCUUCAAGGGCCUCCAGGCUGACAAGGUGCAGCAAGCUUUCGUGCGUCUGGUGUCGUAUCAGGUGGUCACGCUCAGCGGUUCGGGCGUGAAAAACAUGUCCUUAUUCGAAAGUUCCAGCGCGGGGAACAUUCUUAACGAUGGCAGCGCCGCAGAGAUCAGUGGGAUCACGGCGGGUCAGCUGGCAACGGUUUUGGCGGCCUACACGCCGCUCACGGACACGGCCAGCAACACAGCCUCCAUUUCGUCCAACGUCGACAACCUGCCCGCGGCCCCAGACCUAGCGCCUUAUGCCUUGGCCUCCGACUUGGCCGCGGCGGAAGGUCUGAUAGCUGCCAACUCCAGCAGCAUUACGGCUUUCAACACGAGCCUCACCACAAGGCUGGCCAGCAAAGCCAACCAAUCAGCCUUGGACACCCUGCAGCUGGAGGUGGACGGUAAAUCCACCCCAGCAAGCGUCGACGCCAAGCUGGCGAGCUACUCCACAACGGCGGCCAUGAAUUCGGCCAUCACCAGCGCCAACAACGCAACCUUGGCCAGCGUGGCAUCAAACUACGCCCUUCGAACGGUAACCGACCAGCUGGCUUUGGGUCUCGCCGCCAAGCAGUCUGGCCUGGAUGUUGACACCAAGAUCGCCAAUGCGCUGCUGGACCGACCCAGCACCACUGACCUGACGGCGGCGGUCAACUUGAAGACCGCGCCUGCAGACGUCGAUCAAAGGGUGACCACGGCCCUGCUAACAUAUGUGAGCCAAGUCGCUUUGGACGCGGCCCUGGCCUUGCGAGACGGCAGGCUCGACGCGGCCGAGGCGUCCAUAGCAACCUUGCAAGCGGCGGGCUUCCAAACGGCGGCGCAAGUCGCUAGCGCCAUCACCACGGCGUUGCUACCUUACACUGACGCCACGGGGCUGAACUCGCUGCUGGCGGUGCGCGAUGGUAGGCUUGACGGCGCUGAAGCAUCUAUAUCGACCUUGCAAGCAGCAGGCUUCCAAAGCUCUGCCCAAGUGGCAAGCGCCAUUGCCUCAGCACUUCUGCCUUACGUCCAACAGACGGGACUCGACGCCGCGCUAGCGCUCAGGGACGCCAGGCUAGAUGGUCACGACGCAGAUAUCCUCGCCUUGCAGACUGCAGGCCCCUUUGCGACAUCAUCAGACCUGACCACCACCGAAACCAGCCUGCAGAGCGCCAUAGACGCCAUCCUCGCGCAACUGGCUGCCUUGACAACCGGCGGCGGCAGCAACUUGAUCAACGCGCAGGCCUGGUCCGGCGAAAUCACCUGGGACUUGCUGCUGGGCACAAACACCCUGCGCAAUUUGCACUUCAACGCACCGCUCAGCGUGAGCCUGCAGAAUGACAACUUCACCUUGAGCCUUGCGUGUGACUCUUACAGCGUCGCGCAAGCAGACGCGGCGAUUGCCGCCGCCUUGGCGCCUUACGAAACAGCAGCACAGCGAGACGCGGCCAUCGCGGCGGCGUUGGCGGCCUACAGCACCACAACAGAGAUGAACGCCGCGAUCACCGCGGCCUUGUUGCAAUACUACACCGCAACGCAGGUGGAUAACCAAAUCGCCACUGCCGUAGCAGGCAUAGACCUGUCGCCCUACUACACAUCGGCGCAGACAGACGCUGCCAUUACGGCUGCUUUGGUGCCCGUGACCUUGUCGAACGCGCCUGCUUGGGGCGCCAGCCCGCCCACCUGGAACAACGCCGACACGCUGGAGAUCGACUGCGAUAGCUACGAAAAGGCCGAAACCUAUACUCAGGCCGAAGUCAACAGCGUGGUGUCUGGCGCCAUCGACGCGCUGAACGUCACCCAGUACCGCACGGAGAGCCAGAUGUACUUCGUGGCCAACGCAACCGGUGCGGCUUAUUCGAAGGCUCAGGCCGACGGCAGGUACCUCAGCAGCACCAGCACCCUGGACGGGCGCUGCCUGGUGACCAAUGCGAACCCCGGCGGCGCCGAGGUGUUCACCCUGAUCAGGGAUGCCAGCGCGGUGCCGCGGCAGCUCCGCGGCAUCCUUUCUCGGGCGCCGCUAGGUUUCAGCAACAUCCUAUCAGGAACGGUCACAGAGCUGACCUGUGACGCCUGGGCCAAGGCGGAGGCCGACUUCUACAUCCGAUCCCUUGCCGACAGCACCCUUCAGCACCGAGAUGGGGCUCCAGAACCUGAACUUGCAGGUCGCAGACCGCGAGACACGCGUCACGGCGCUGUGCAGACAUCUCGGAUUCAUGAUGACGCCAACAACGCGCUGUUCAGCAUGACCACUGCUGAGGCCUUCUUCGGCGUCAGGUCUCGAGUGGACUGGCGCUUGACCAUCGACACGCCCAGCGGGUCCGACGAGGGCCUGUACACCGCGGCAGUGCGCGCCAGGGUUGGCGACUCGCUGCUCACCCUGACGGGCGGAGCCGCAGGCUUGCGAGCAGAGGGCGCGGUGGAGAUCACGGGCGUGACUACAGGGACUGAGGCAGUCUUUGCGACCAGCGUGGCCACGCCGCAGCUGCAGCCCUCGCCCAGCACCAACGCCUACAUGCGUAUCUUCACCGGCAGCGCUGGACUGGAGGUCUCUGACCAAUCGCUGAGCCCGCUGCUGCAGGUUGAAGACAACGAAACGAAGAGCCUCAGCAGAUUGAUCUCCGUAACGAG